ACGACCUUUCUCCCUCUCAAACUCGCGUUUCACACGGCAUACAAAUCUCUCUCUCUCUCUCUUGUCUUCUUGAAUCCCGAUCCCAUCUGCCGUUCGCUAGCGAUCUCGCUCCGGGGUUUAAAUCCCUCGAUCCCGAAGAAGGUCGUCGCAGCCCGCCCCCGGUAAUGGAGGGGAAGCCCACGGCGCGGUUCUCCCUCGGCAAGCAGUCGUCUCUCGCCCCGGAGCGCGACGAUGACCGGUCGGCCGAGGUCCCCCUAUCCGGCGGCCCCGCCGCGAAAGUAACGCAGGUCCCCGAGGAGAUAGGCUCCGGCAUCCGCCUCAUGUUCCUCGCCAACGAGGGCGACCUGGACGGGAUCAAGGAGGUUCUGGGGUCGGGCGCCGACGUCAACUUCAGGGACAUCGAUGGGCGCACCGCCUUGCAUGUCGCCGCGUGCCAGGGGUUCGCCGACAUCGCCCAGUUGCUGCUUCGGAUAGGGGCUGAGGCCGACCCCGAGGACCGGUGGGGCAGCACGCCACUUGCAGACGCAAUACACUACAACAACAAUGAAGUUAUUAGGCUUUUGGAGAAGAAUGGUGCCAAAGUUCGGGUUGCUCCCAUGCAUGUCAAAAAUGUUCGCGAAGUCCCUGAAUAUGAGAUCGAUCCGAGUGAGCUUGAUUUCACAAACAGUGUUGACAUAACAAAAGGAACAUUUCGGGUAGUGACAUGGCAUGGAAUUCAAGUUGCUGUUAAAAGGUUUAAUGAAGAUAUAAUUGCUGAUGAGGAUAAAGUAAAAGCAUUCAGGGAUGAGCUGGCAUUGCUUCAGCAGAUACGACACCCUAAUGUAGUCCAAUUCUUGGGAGCUGUUACUCAGAGUAGUCCGAUGAUGAUCGUUACAGAAUAUUUGCCAAAGGGCGAUCUUCGUGCUUUUUUGAAGAGGGAAGGAGCUCAAACCCCAGCAUCAGCAGUCCGUUAUGCACUUGACAUAGCUAGAGGGAUGAACUAUUUGCAUGAGCACAAACCAGAAGCCAUCAUUCACCGUGAUCUUGAGCCUUCAAACAUCUUGCUAGAUGAUACUGGACAUCUGAAAGUUGCGGAUUUUGAUGUUAGCAAGUUGUUAAAAGUGGCAAAAACUGCAAGAGAGGAUAGGCCAUUGACAUGUCUAGAUGCCUGCAGGUAUGUGGCUCCUGAAGUCUUUCGUAAUGAAGAAUAUGAUACAAAAGUGGAUGUUUUUGCAUUUUCUUUGAUUCUACAAGAGAUGAUUGAAGGCUGUCCACCUUUCUGUUAUAUGCAAGAUGCUGAUGUUCCUAAAGCAUACGCAUCCAAUGAAAGGCCCCCUUUUAGAACACAAAAGCUAUAUGCACAUGGAUUAAAAGAGUUGAUUGAGCGAUGCUGGAGUCAAGACCCUGCUGAAAGACCAACAUUUAAUGAAAUCAUUGAUAGGUUGUCCAUUAUUCUAAACAAAAUUGGUCAGAGACGGCGAUGGAAGGUCGGACUUUUAAAUUGUUGCCGGAAUUUGGAGUUCUGGAAAAAAGAUGGCUCAAGUUCUAGCAGCCACUCAUCUCAUUCGUCCGGGUCAACUUUCUGAAUCGAGUGCUUUUAUGAUUCGAUAUCACAUACUGAUAUAUUAUCAAGUGUACAGCCAUAUCCACUGGAUAAGGAUCCGAACAAAGGAUGUUGAUAUCUUCGUGUAGGUCGUUUUGUUUAUGGUGGUUGCUGCAAAUCUUCUAUGUAGAAUUGUAUUCCUCAAAUCCACAAAGAGCAAUGUCUUGCUUCCACAAAGGUGAUUGGUUACUGUUUGUAAGAGUUGUGGAAUCAUUCUUUGUAUCUGCCCAAGACUGAUGAAAGUGUUGAUCUGAUGGCGAAAGUGUUGUUAAAAACCACACUAAGCGUGAAAGGUUUCUGUUUGUGGUUUGGAUUUGUA
Molecule: messenger RNA, 1901 nt
Organism: Musa acuminata subsp. malaccensis (wild Malaysian banana)
Lineage: Eukaryota; Viridiplantae; Streptophyta; Magnoliopsida; Zingiberales; Musaceae
Product: serine/threonine-protein kinase 12
Biological process (GO): protein phosphorylation
Molecular function (GO): ATP binding; protein serine/threonine kinase activity; protein binding
Source: RefSeq, a predicted model, not a curated record